This is a messenger RNA of Macrosiphum euphorbiae (potato aphid), 2142 nucleotides long. The record is from the annotation of a GenBank genome assembly. Lineage: Eukaryota; Metazoa; Arthropoda; Insecta; Hemiptera; Aphididae.
AUGACCACCGGCGACGAACAACCGCGGCCCCCGAUGGGUCGGACGCAGAGCACCGUCUCGUUCGCGGCGACGACGAUCAACCACCGCGGUGACCGGGGAAACCACGGUAACCGCAGCGACAACGAGGACGACGACGACGACAACCGCUCGUCCACCUGCAGCACCGACGAAGUGCUGCCCGACGAGGAAGAGAUGCCGCUGGUCGAAGCGUCCAGGACGAGGGUGUUCAGCGUGUCCGCCGACAGGCCGAUCACCAGGAUCCCGACCCGGGUCGACAUGAAGACGUUGACGCACAAGGCGAAGCGACCGGCCGUCGACAUCGAAUUCCACGACCUCACUUACGCCGUCAACACGACAGCGGGACAGAGAACAAUACUGAAAGGCAUAAACGGUUUCUUUCGUUCGGGACACCUGACAGCCAUUAUGGGUCCUUCCGGUGCUGGGAAGAGUUCGCUGAUGAACAUACUCGCUGGAUACGUGAGAAGUGACAUCAAAGGACAAAUUCUUACAAAUGGUCAUCCCAGGAAUAUGCAACUUUUCAAAAAACUUUCCAGUUACAUAAUGCAAGAAGAUCUGCUCCAACCCAGACUUACAGUUAUAGAAUCGUUGAGUUACGCAGCUCGAUUAAAAAUUGGCAGUGAACUAUCGAAAGAAGACAAAGAUAAAGCUGUGAACGAGGUGCUGGAACUCUUAGGGGUAUCGGUGUGUCGUAACACAUAUGUGGAGAAAUUAUCCGGAGGUCAGCGCAAACGUCUAUCCGUGGCCCUCGAGUUGGUCAACAAUCCGCCGGUGAUAUUUCUAGACGAACCCACCACUGGGCUGGACAUUGUAGCGAUAAAGCAGUGCGUCUCCCUGUUGGUCGAUCUCGCCAAACAAGGAAGGACAGUGGUGUGCACCAUACACCAGCCCAGCUCGUCGUUAUUUCACAUGUUCAACCACGUGUACAUGCUGGCCCGGGGCUCUUGUAUUUACAAUGGGUCGCCAAAACAAUUGGUGCCUUUCCUGGCGCAGGUCGGACACGUCUGCAAGCCCACACACAACCCAGCAGAUUUCGUUUUCGAGGUAUUAGACAACGAUACAAUAGUUGACUUAACGAGAGAAAUUCAAAAUGGAAAAGUAAUAUUAUGUGACGAUUUAGACGAAAUGGAAAAUGGAAUGGCAACUUCCAAACUUUGUCGUACCGACACGCUAAUUACAUUACCACCGGUCUUUGAUGACGUACCAGAAUUAGAUCAAUCCGAAGCAGAAUACCCGUCAUCUUUCGGUACACAGUUCUCUAUACUGUUGGCAAGAAAAAUGAAACAAUUCUGUAGGAAUACCACUGGGCUGUGGAUAUCUUUUUUCCAUCAUACAUUCUCAGCAUUGCUUCUUGGAAGUAUUUAUUAUGGAAUUGGAUCAGAUGGUAAUCGACCAUUUGAAAAUUUCAAGUUUUGUAUCAGUGUAAUCGUUUUUUUUGUUUAUACUCACGUCAUGGGUCCAGUACUUAACUUUCCGUCGGAAGUUAAACUAUUGCGGCGAGAAUACUUUAAUCAUUGGUAUAGUCUCAAAUCGUACUUCUUUGCAUCCACUAUUACAUCAUUACCAAGUAUGGUGUUAUUUGGAUCGUUGUUCCUUUUAAUCGUAUACUUUAUGUCUGCACAACCAAUAGAGUGGAUUAGGUUCAGUGAGUUUAUGGCUAUAGGUCUAUUUACUGGUUACACAUCCGAAGGAUUGGGUGUUCUCAUCGGGUCAUCUGUAAAAAAUUCCACCGGAGCCGUGAUGACGCCCGCGCUGCUGGCGCCGAUGCUCGCGCUGGCCGUUUACGGGAUGGGCUACGGGCUGGCCAUCGAGCCCAUCAUGGAGUCGCUGAUGGCCACCAGCUUCCUGAGGUACGCGCUGGUCGGCGUGAGCACCUCGCUGUUCGGCAACGGGCGCGCCGACAUGGAAUGCUCCGAGGAUGACCUGUACUGCCACUACAAGAACCCGGAACUGCUGCUCCGCGACCUGGGCAUGAGCGGCCGGUCGAUCGUCAACCAGUUCAUCGGGCUGGCCUUGUUCAGUGUUUGCUUCAGGCUGGCCGCGUACUACAUCAUCAAGCUGAGGAUGAUGAACAAGCCGCUCCGAAAGAUACCGCUGUACUUCAAGAAGUUCCUGCGAGGGUAG